Messenger RNA from Linum tenue, 3766 nucleotides. The record is from the annotation of a GenBank genome assembly. Lineage: Eukaryota; Viridiplantae; Streptophyta; Magnoliopsida; Malpighiales; Linaceae.
CGCCUGUUUACUUUAACUUUCUCUCUCUAACCAGCGCCUCCUUCACUCUCUCUCUCAGAUAAACCCUUUUCGUCCCCUCUUUCCCGGUCUCCCCUUCUCGUGAAAUUCUUUCCUCCUGCUAACCAAAGAACACUGUGAACUUGAGCCCUGAUCUUCUUUUUGGUGGGAAUCGGCGAAUUCUUUUGCUGUGGAUCUACUAUUUCGGCUGUAAAGAGUGGCAAAUUCUGAGGGUUUUUGCGAGGGUUUCUGGAGAUCGUCUAGCCAGGGGAUCUCUCUGGGUUAUGUUGAAUUGCUAUAUGAAAAGGAAAUCAACAUACAAUGCCACCGAGUAGGAAAAAAAGUGUCAACAAGCAAUUUCCUACGGACGUCUCUCCUCAGAAAAAGGCCAGGAACUGGGGAAAAAAUGUGGAGCAAGUGACUGCAGUGAAGAGGAAGUCUUCCUAUAAGUUGGGGCCACCCUGGCAUGAAAAUGAGAUACAGAAGUUCUACAAAGCAUAUCGCAAGCAUGGGAAGGACUGGAAAAGGGUCACUGCUGAAGUCGGUACUCGAUCUUUGGAAAUGGUGGAGGCUCUUUACAAGUUACAUCGGGCAUACCUAUCACUUCCUGAAGGAACAGCUUCCGUGCAUGGCCUUAUAGCAAUGGUGUCUGAUCAUUACAGUGUUCUUCAGGCAUCAAGUGGUAGUGAAAGAGAGGACAAUGGUGUUCCACAGAUGUCCCACAAAUCUCUCAAACGCAAGAGAGCGAAAGUUCCGCUUAGUGAGCAAACAGAGCUGCCUCUUGAUGGAUGCAUGUCUCUUUUGAAGAGAGUGCGUUUACUUGGUGGUCAUCCUCGUGCAGUUGGGAAAAGGACGCCUCGUUUCCCUGUUUCAUACAACAAAGACAAUGGGAUAAAUUAUGCUUUUCAGCGCAAUAGGAGGUUAGAUGCUGAUUCCAAGGAAGAAGAGGUAGCACAUGUUGCUGCCUUGGUAUUAACUGAGACAUCACGUAGAGGAGGCUCUCAAGUUUCCCAGGCAUCCUGUGUCAGAAUUGAGCAGGGCACUUCAUCAUUUGUUAAAAGCAAAGAUAAGAAGGCAGAGUCAGCUCUAGAAAAACUUUAUGAUGUUUCCAUACAUGAUGGUCGGAUACCAGGGGCUAGAAGUAAGGGUAUUAGGAACGUUGAGUAUGAUGGAAAUGUAGGCUCGAUUGAAAGAAAAGAAAAAAAGAGUCGUGGAAAGAAAAUGAAAGUUGGAGUGAUUGGCCAUCUUAAGGUUGAUGGUGUGCAAGCUUCUGGGGGCACGGAAGAAGGUCAAGAAUUAAGUGGUUUGAGCAGAAAAGUUGAUGCAAAGGUUUCAAAUGGAAAGCUUAAGGUGACAUCUCCUCAAGGCGUAAAGAGAAGAAGCAAGAAAUUAUUUUCUGGAGACGAAUUUUCUGCUCUGGAUGCGUUGCAGACAUUGGCUAAUCUCUCUGUGAUGGAAUCUGAGUCUUCUGCCCAAGUGAAGGAAGAAACAAGUACAGUCGAUUUGGGGAGUAUAUCUGUCGACCAGAAUAGAGACAUAACUGAAGUCUCAUCCAUGAAGGAAAAAGUACGUGAUACAGUCAUUGGAGUUGAAGCUGCCACCUCCAGGAAGCCAAAGUCCAGAAGAGUCUCAGAAACUGAUGGUAGACAUGCGAGUGAAGCCAACCAGCCAAAUGAUUCCUUGAAUGAUAAUACCCUAAAAAGGAGACGUCCAUCUUUGGUGUCAAGAUCUCAGGCACCAAGUGUUGAAGCUGACGCAAAUCCUACUCUUAGUGAUUUACUGAAGACCAAGGACUUGCCUGGAGAAGAGAUCUUUCCUGAUAAAGAGAAACAAACCAGUGAAGUGUGUGAUCCUUCUGGACUACUGAAAAAAUCUGGUUCAGGUUACAAUGGUGAUCAGGCCAAUGAACCAAGUGGUCCAUCAGCGUCAGCUGAACAUGUUGUAAACAGACAAACUAGUUUACCAAUGCCAUCAAGAAAAACUAGACGCAAGAGAUCCCCUAAUAAUAUAGUGGGUGAGAAGAGUGAAGCUAUUGUCUGCUCCUUGCCAUUGCAAGGGGGAGCAUCUCAUCCAAAGGAAGACGUUUCUUCUUGUCUUUCUUCUCCUUUUAUUCGUAGAUGGUGUACAUUUGAAUGGUUCUACAGUGCCAUUGACUACCCUUGGUUUGCCAAACGGGAGUUUGUCGAAUACUUGAAUCAUGUUGGGCUUGGCCACAUUCCUACUCUAACUCGUGUUGAAUGGGGUGUCAUAAGAAGUUCCCUUGGAAAACCCCGGAGGUUUUCUGAGCAUUUUCUCCAUGAAGAAAGGAGCAAACUUCAACAAUACCGUGAGUCUGUGAGGAAACAUUACAGUGAGCUCCGUGCCGGUGUCAGGAGUGGACUUCCAACAGAUCUAGCAAAACCCUUGUGUGUUGGACAGCGUGUAAUUGCUAUUCAUCCACGGACAAGGGAACUCCAUAAUGGAAGAGUGCUAACAGUUGAUCAUGAAGAAUGCCUGGUGCAGUUUGACAAUUCUAAGAUUGGAGUUCAAGUUAUCAAGGUAGUUUCAGUCUGAUAAAUAGAGAAUAAUUUUGAUUUUCAUGAAAUCUAUGUAGUAGGCUCAUAUGUGAAGAAAAUUGUUCCAUAUAUAAGUACUUCGAUGCUAGGAAGCUUAACUCACUCGGGUCAGUGGAGAGUGUGCCUACUCCCAUAAAUACCAGAAUAAAGCAAGCUCAGGCUACAGAGCGUACUACUUCACAACUUAUGGCAUUAGGUAUUCAAGCUUUCGAUGCCCAAAAUGUUACUCCUGGUCAAUUUUCGGCAACGUCAGCUCUUGAUCUGACUCAUUCACUCAAUAGAAAGCAAGGAAACCAGAUGCACCUCCCUUGGUUUGCUUCCUCGGCCCAUUCCAAUUCUUAUCACAGUUCGUUUGCUUCCCAAGAUACGGGAUCUGCUGCAGCAGCUGAAAUCGUCAACAGCUCAAGACAAAGAGCUCACAAGAUGCUUGAUGCUGCUCUUCAGGCAUUCUCAUCGAAGAAAGAAGGGGAGGAUGUUUUUACUGGGAUCAAGGAGGCUUUAGAUAAGAUGGACAACAACGGGCGAGGAGUUACAUCGUCGAUGCAGAAAUCAUCAGAGUCCCAAGCGAACCUCUCAUCCUCCCUAGUCACAUCCCCAUCAGAGCUCAUGACUUCAUGCGUCGCCACUUUGCUCAUGAUCAAGAUGUGUACCGAACGACAGUAUCCUCCUGCAGAUGUGGCUCAGAUAAUAGAUUCUGCAGUCACCAACUUGCAGCCUUGUUGUUCGCAGAACCUCCCGAUAUACCGAGAGAUACAGACGUGCAUGGGAAGAAUCAAGACGCAAAUAUUAGCUCUGGUGCCAACAUGAACAUAAGACGUCAUCAUGCUCACUAUACAUGUCUUUUUGCCUGUAUCGGUUUAGAUUUGCUUCUCUGCCAUUGUAGAUAUAUAUGAUGGGGCGGAGUUUCUUCAUUUUAGGUAGGAGAUCACAUAUAACUAGAUAAUCGUAAUAGUCAAGUUUUUGCAUCCUCCCUUUUCUGCCGCUAGUUUUAGAAGCUGGGAGUUUGCUCUAUCAGCUGGGUCGAAGGAGCAAACUAGAAGAAGUUCUUGUGAACUCGUGAAAUGGAGCCAUGUUUUAGUUCUUACAUAUGUGAUUAUUUUAACUUUGACUAUUAUUGGCGGCUAAUCUCGUCGUUAAUCUAACUAGUUAAUGACCGUGAAAUCCACGUGGAUGGAUCAAAAUUCUUGAAUUUCAAUAAAUAUAAGUGGUUUCAU